CGUCUCAGUUGCCCUAACUUAGGUCGCCUAGUGCAGUCGUAAAGUUGCUCUAUUUUUGCCGAUGUCAUGAAAAGUCUUAUUCUUUUCGCUAUAUUGGUCCAAAUGGGUCUCUAUAAAUGCGAGGAGCUGUUUAAAUCUUUAGAAAGAAACAAUGAGUUUAUUUCUUUCACAAAUUUCAUGAAAGAUGAUGGGUAUUUUCUAGACGUGAAAAUUCUCAAGGAAAUCACAGCGAGAGAUUACAUUGAUUGCUGGCUGGAAUGCCAAAGCCAUCCUUCUUGCCUCUCCAUAAACGCCGACUCGGAACCCGACCAGAAAUCACGUUUCUGGUGUAAACUUCUCUCUGAUGACAAAUACAACGCUUCCGAUAAGUUUAGGCCCAACGGGUCCUCGCACCACUUCAGAAUUCCGAAUCCCUGUGAAAACCUUCGGAACUGUUCCGGUCUUGUCAAGUGUAAAGCGGACUACGUUAACAACACGGGGGCUUGUGCCUGCCCGGCCUGCUUCAUCGGGGAUGCAUGUGAAUCAUAUAUUUCGGGCGCUCUAGGGAUGGAGAAUGGCAAAAUACUUGAAUCACAAAUUUCCGCGUCGUCUGCUCUUGCUGAGGAUCACAGUCCUAAGUUCGCAAGACUACACAACACAUUCAAUCCUUCAGCCGGCAACUAUGGCAGUUGGGGAGCUAAAACCAAUCAGAUAGGAGAGUAUCUUCAGAUAAACCUCCUUGUGCUUAAGUACAUCACCAAGGUCGCAACCCAAGGUAAGAAUGAAGUUGGUGGAUCUCAAUGGGUGACGCGGUACCGACUUGAUUACAGCCAAGACGGCACAAACUGGCUGGUUUACAAGGAAUUCAGCGGUAAUAUAGAUAGGAAUAGCGUUGUUACCCACGUCAUACAAGAUCCCUUCAAGGCUGUUAUGGUGAGAUUCGUAGUUCAAGAGUGGAGCGUACACAUCUGCAUGAGGGUGGAGGUCUAUGGAUGCAGCACCCAAUAACACGGCCAACAAACACCACUCGAUUAAGCCAAGGAUAUCAAACAAGAUAGGCAUGGAACAUCCAACAACACCAGGAACACCAAAAA
Nematostella vectensis (starlet sea anemone) is the source of this 1073-nucleotide messenger RNA. RefSeq names its product EGF-like repeat and discoidin I-like domain-containing protein 3. The record is from RefSeq and is a predicted model, not a curated record. Bases 67 to 987 code for a protein of 306 amino acids. NCBI's taxonomy places the organism in Eukaryota, Metazoa, Cnidaria, Anthozoa, Actiniaria, Edwardsiidae. The transcript has 5 exons.